GGCGGGAGGCAGAGCGCCCGGCAGCAGACGCCCAGGUCGCCCGCGCCCCGCGCCGCAGGACGAGCCCGCGCGCCGGCCCCGCUCUCCAGCCCUCGCCCGGGCGCCCCGCCUGCCUCCCGGCCCCGGACGGCGAGCCCCCGCCCUCGGCCUCGGCCUCCGCUGAGCCCCCCGGCGCCGCCCCUGCCGCCCGAAGCGCCCAGCCCGCCGCCGGCCCCGCCAUGGCGGAGACCAACAACGAGUGCAGCAUCAAGGUGCUCUGCCGGUUCCGGCCCCUGAACCAGGCCGAGAUCCUGCGGGGAGACAAGUUCAUCCCCAUCUUCCAGGGGGACGACAGCGUCGUUAUCGGGGGGAAGCCAUAUGUCUUUGACCGUGUGUUCCCCCCAAACACGACUCAGGAGCAAGUUUAUCAUGCGUGUGCCAUGCAGAUUGUCAAAGAUGUCCUUGCUGGCUACAAUGGCACCAUUUUUGCUUAUGGACAGACAUCCUCAGGGAAAACACAUACCAUGGAGGGAAAGCUGCAUGACCCCCAGCUGAUGGGAAUCAUUCCUCGAAUUGCCCGAGACAUCUUCAAUCACAUCUACUCCAUGGAUGAGAACCUGGAGUUCCAUAUCAAGGUUUCUUACUUUGAGAUUUACCUGGACAAAAUUCGCGACCUUCUGGAUGUGACCAAGACAAAUCUGUCUGUGCAUGAGGACAAGAAUCGGGUGCCAUUUGUCAAGGGUUGUACUGAACGCUUUGUGUCCAGCCCAGAGGAGAUUUUAGAUGUGAUUGACGAGGGGAAAUCAAAUCGUCAUGUGGCCGUCACCAACAUGAAUGAACACAGCUCUCGGAGCCACAGCAUCUUCCUCAUCAACAUCAAGCAGGAGAACAUGGAGACCGAGCAGAAGCUCAGUGGGAAGCUGUACCUAGUGGACCUGGCAGGGAGCGAGAAGGUCAGCAAGACCGGAGCAGAGGGAGCUGUGCUGGACGAGGCAAAGAAUAUCAACAAGUCACUGUCAGCCCUUGGGAAUGUGAUCUCUGCACUGGCUGAGGGCACGAAAAGCUACGUUCCAUAUCGUGACAGCAAAAUGACACGGAUUCUCCAGGACUCUCUGGGAGGAAACUGCCGGACAACUAUGUUCAUCUGCUGCUCACCGUCCAGCUACAACGAUGCAGAGACCAAGUCCACCCUGAUGUUCGGGCAGCGGGCAAAGACCAUUAAGAACACUGCCUCUGUGAAUCUGGAGUUGACUGCCGAGCAGUGGAAGAAGAAAUAUGAAAAGGAGAAGGAGAAGACAAAGGCUCAGAAGGAGACAAUCGCCAAGCUAGAGGCUGAGCUCAGCCGGUGGCGCAAUGGAGAGAAUGUGCCUGAGACAGAGCGCCUGGCUGGGGAUGAUGCCGCCCUGGGAUCUGAGCUCUGUGAGGAGACCCCUGUGAAUGACAACUCGUCCAUCGUGGUGCGCAUUGCGCCUGAGGAGCGGCAGAAAUAUGAGGAAGAGAUCCGCCGCCUCUAUAAGCAACUCGAUGACAAGGACGAUGAGAUCAACCAGCAGAGCCAGCUCAUAGAGAAGCUUAAGCAGCAGAUGCUGGACCAGGAAGAGCUGCUGGUGUCCACCCGAGGAGACAAUGAGAAGGUCCAGCGGGAGCUGAGCCACCUGCAGUCUGAGAACGACGCUGCGAAGGAUGAGGUGAAGGAGGUGCUGCAGGCCCUGGAGGAGCUGGCCGUGAACUACGACCAGAAAUCCCAGGAAGUGGAGGAGAAGAGCCAGCAGAACCAGCUUCUGGUGGAUGAGCUGUCUCAGAAGGUGGCCACCAUGCUGGCUCUGGAGUCUGAGUUGCAGAGGCUACAAGAGGUCAGCGGACACCAGCGCAAACGGAUUGCUGAGGUGCUGAAUGGGCUGAUGAAGGACCUGAGUGAGUUCAGUGUCAUCGUGGGCAACGGGGAGAUUAAGCUGCCGGUGGAGAUCAGUGGAGCCAUUGAGGAGGAGUUCACGGUGGCCCGACUCUAUAUCAGCAAAAUCAAGUCGGAAGUCAAGUCUGUGGUCAAGCGCUGCCGGCAGCUAGAGAACCUUCAGGUCGAGUGUCAUCGCAAGAUGGAGGUGACUGGGCGGGAGCUCUCAUCCUGCCAGCUCCUCAUCUCUCAGCACGAGGCCAAGAUCCGCUCACUUACAGAAUAUAUGCAGAGUGUGGAGCUAAAGAAGCGACACCUGGAAGAAUCCUAUGACUCCCUGAGCGAUGAGCUGGCCAAGCUCCAGGCCCAGGAAACUGUGCAUGAAGUGGCCCUGAAGGACAAGGAGCCGGACACACAGGAUGCAGAUGAAGUGAAGAAGGCCCUGGAGGUGCAGAUGGAGAGUCACCGGGAGGCCCAUCACCGGCAGCUGGCCCGGCUCCGGGAUGAGAUCAACGAGAAGCAGAAGACCAUUGAUGAGCUCAAAGACCUGAAUCAGAAGCUCCAGUUAGAGCUAGAGAAGCUUCAGGCUGACUACGAGAAGCUGAAGAAUGAAGAACAUGAGAAGAGCAGCAAACUCCAGGAACUGACAUUUCUGUACGAGCGACAUGAACAGUCCAAGCAGGACCUCAAGGGUCUGGAGGAGACAGUUGCCCGGGAACUCCAGACCCUCCACAACCUUCGCAAGCUGUUCGUUCAAGACGUCACGACUCGAGUCAAGAAAAGUGCAGAAAUGGAGCCCGAGGACAGUGGGGGGAUUCACUCCCAAAAGCAGAAGAUUUCCUUUCUUGAGAACAACCUGGAACAGCUUACAAAGGUUCACAAACAGCUGGUACGUGACAAUGCAGAUCUGCGUUGUGAGCUUCCUAAAUUGGAAAAACGACUUAGGGCUACGGCUGAGAGAGUUAAGGCCCUGGAGGGUGCACUAAAGGAGGCCAAGGAAGGUGCCAUGAAGGACAAGCGCCGGUACCAGCAGGAGGUGGACCGCAUCAAGGAGGCUGUUCGGUACAAGAGCUCCGGCAAGCGGGGCCAUUCUGCUCAGAUUGCCAAACCUGUGCGGCCUGGCCACUACCCAGCAUCUUCACCCACUAACCCCUACGGCACCCGGAGCCCUGAGUGCAUCAGUUAUACCAACAGCCUCUUCCAGAACUACCAGAAUUUGUACCUGCAGGCUGCACCAAGCUCCACCUCAGACAUGUACUUUGCAAACUCCUGUACCAGCAGUGGGGCCACGUCUUCUGGCGGUCCCCUGGCGUCCUACCAGAAGGCCAACAUGGACAAUGGAAAUGCCACAGAUAUUAAUGACAACAGGAGUGACCUGCCCUGCGGCUACGAAGCUGAGGACCAGACCAAGCUUUUCCCUCUGCACCAAGAGACGGCAGCCAGCUAAUCUCCCUCAGGACUGCUGCAUACCUGCACUUUCAGUUUCUAAGAGGGACUGAGGCCUCUCCUCUCAGCAUGCUGCAAACCUGUGGUCUCUGAUACUAACAACUCCCUCCCAACCCUCGUUGUUCAACUGUACUGUUUGAUGUCUUCUCUUACUCUGUAUCUCUUUGUACUCUGUAUCUAUAUAUCAAAAGCUGCUGCUAUGUCUCUCUCCUCUCUGUCUCACUCUCUAAGUAUCUAAUGAUGUAUUUAGCAAUUUCUAAGCAUAGUAUACUCUCCUCAUUUGGGGCAAUAGGGAGGAGGGUGAAUGUUUCUUCUUUCAAACAUGCGUCUCUCACACUGAGUGGUAUUAGUCAUGGAGAUGAUAAAAGGAAAAAAUGGGAGCUAGAGGGCUGUGAUCCUUCACGCACACACACGCAUACAUACACAUGCACACACACGCACACACACACACAAAGCCUUAAACGGAAGAAUGUCUUAGCAUCAUAAGAAAAUACAGAAAUAGAUUCUUCCUCCCUCCUCUUUCACAUAUACACAGGGGAGGGUAAAAUGGAAGAACUGCUAAAUUACAGGUAGAGGUUUCUUCAUAUAACCCCUCGACUGAACCGAAGGGGUUUGGGUGUGCAACUCCACCCUCCAAAGUAUACCUUUUGCCUUUCUCUUCCUGUCCCUCUAUCCCCUGCCCCAAUGACCCAGGACAUGGAUUGUUCAAGGGACCAUUUCCCUUUCUCCUCAAAACUCCUUUUGAUAUUCUCUGCCCCAGAACUCAUGAAGAGAACCUAGAGUUGCUUUAAAAUAUUUUGAAUAUGAAUAUUUGAGGAGGCAGACCCUGUCCAACAGUCUGCCAAGUGGAUGCUCAUCUGUCAGGUGAUUGCUUCUUUGGGUUUGAGGGUGAACAGGCUGAGAAAUUCCAAGUAUUUUUUGCCACAGUGAUGAGCUGGAUUCCUUUCUCUGUCCCAUAUUGGGCUGCAUGUUCUUCCCAUCUCCAUCUUUUGGUUUGGGACCUUCCAGUUCAUUGGCAAAAUAUCUAUCUCAAGAUGCCUUCCUUUCAGGCUAGAGCCUGACUUUUCCCCAUAAUGCAUUAAAAUUUUUUUUUGGACAGAAUUCCUUUGAUAAUGUCGCCAUCUGGCAUUAAGUGCACUUUAAAGAAAGAGGCAGAGCAGAUUUUCUAGACUGGGGGAGGGUAGUUAGAGGGGAGUACCCUCCUCCCAACACUGCCCCAUAUAAUUGAUAGAACUGUUAUUUUAGUUUUAGAUGUCCUUUCCUUCCACAUGGUGCUAAGGUGGUUUUCUAGGUAACUGCAGGGAUGGAAUGAGGAGGUCACAAGCCAGUCAAAUCAAGGAAGUCUGGUGUCCAGAUACCCAGUCUUACUUACAGGAUUCCCCAGCAGCAAGGCAACCAUCACCUAGCUUCUAAGGGAGGAAAGAAAGCUUGGUGUGAAUGCCAGCUUGUAAACACAGGCUAUAUUGGCCUGGAACUCCUUCAAGGAAAAAGUUCUUCUUCCUUUACCUGUUGGGCCCCUCUUAGCAAUUAUAGAAAAAUGCAGGGAAAAAUCUAAGAGUAAAUCCAAGGCAGUGAUAUUCAAACAUUUUUUAAGACAAAUCUUAUAUAGAACCCUGAUAUAAAAAAUAACCCAAAGUGAUGCAGACCUGAGCAGUUUACAUUUUCUUUAUUUGGUGGAAAAUGCUUCAUUAGUGAAGGAGCUCUUGAGUGGUCUUAAGAGUUCGAACCUGAAGGUAGAGUAGUUUGCAAACCACUGCUCUGAAGGAGAGGGGUUCAGCCUGGCUCCCCUGCCCCAAGCACAUAACUCAGAGCAAAGAGGGAAAGGCCCAAUGAGAGAAGAAGGAAGAUGUCUGUGCACCUGUAGACUUGAGCUAAUAUUUGCCAACAGGGCACCUGAGAAGCCAGUGGACUUUAUGUAAUCUUGCCACCAAAUGAUUCUUUUAAAACACAUAAGAAAACGUGAAGGUGUUCAGGCAGAUAAGGAGAGAGAUGUAAGGGAAAUAUAAUUCACUUACAUAAAUAAGAAACACACACACAAGGCCUUCACCAGAAGCUUCACUCUACACCCCCCCCAACCCUUCCUGCCACUACAGCAGCCCUUUCCAGAGAGCCAGGGUCACCACAAGGGACACCUGGCCUGCCCACUCACAUCUGCCAAAAUGUUGCAUGCCAGCGUGGAAGACAAACCAAACCGCACAAACCCCAGUGUGUAUUUACUUGAUGUAUAUAGAUACCUUGAAAAUAAAAUAAAUUCAAUGAUGA
Nyctereutes procyonoides (raccoon dog) is the source of this 5578-nucleotide messenger RNA. RefSeq names its product kinesin family member 5A (gene KIF5A). Gene Ontology annotation, biological process: microtubule-based movement. NCBI's taxonomy places the organism in Eukaryota, Metazoa, Chordata, Mammalia, Carnivora, Canidae. The record is from RefSeq and is a predicted model, not a curated record. Gene Ontology annotation, molecular function: ATP binding; microtubule binding; microtubule motor activity.